Seriola dumerili (greater amberjack) is the source of this 2834-nucleotide messenger RNA. RefSeq names its product solute carrier family 22 member 13-like. Gene Ontology annotation, molecular function: transmembrane transporter activity. Gene Ontology annotation, cellular component: membrane. The transcript has 10 exons. The coding region runs from base 40 to 1659 and encodes 539 amino acids. The record is from RefSeq and is a predicted model, not a curated record. Gene Ontology annotation, biological process: transmembrane transport. Lineage: Eukaryota; Metazoa; Chordata; Actinopteri; Carangiformes; Carangidae.
GUCUACCAGUUAGUUUGACACAUCGUCUGCUCUGUGAAAAUGACGGAUUUUGGAGAGAUCCUGGGCACCAUCGGAGAGUUUGGUUUAUUCCAGAAGGUGGUCGUUCUCGGGUUAGCCUUCCCACAUUUCUUACUGCCAGUUUUCCUUUGUAGUUUUCUUUUUAUCCAGUCAGAUCCAGAGCGACACUGUAACACAGACUGGAUCCUCAGAGCUGAUCCUAACCUGACCACAGACGAGCAGCUGAACCUGACUCUGCCCCGGGAGGAGGACGGGACCUUCAGCAGGUGUCGGAUGUUUGUCCCUGUGGACCGGGACAUCGGCUCCAUCAGGGAGUACGGACUCAAUGAGACCACAGGCUGCCAGAGUGGAUGGCUGUACUACAACACUCUGUAUGAGGCCACCAUAGUCACUGAUUUUGAUCUCGUCUGCGACAAUUCUUACAUGACUGCAGUCGCGCAGACGGUCAUCAUGACUGGUUUACUUGCUGGUUCAUUCAUCUUUGGGCCAUCAGCUGAUACGUACGGCCGCAGGAGAACCACCCAGAUACCAGCUGUCCUCCUGAUGGUGUUCGCCUUAGUUGCUGGUGUGUCUCCAAAUUUCUAUGUUUACAUAGUGUUACAGUUCAUAGUUGGAGCUGCACUUGGAGGAUACAGAAUGAACUCUACUGUAUUAGCCACCGAAUGGAUCGGGGUCAAGAAAAGGUCCUUUGCCUCCUGUGUGAGCCAGAUGUUUGGAGGUCUUGGACAGUGUGCCAUGGCUGGUCUGGUCUAUGCUGUUCGUGACUGGAGAACAGCACAGUAUGUGAUAUCAGGAGGACAGGCCUUUGUAAUCCUGUACAUAUGGUGGAUUCCAGAAUCUGCAAGAUGGUUGCUGGGAAACGGAAGAAACGAAGAAGCUAUGAAGUUGAUACGAAGAGUUGCAGCAAUCAAUAAAAAGAAACUCCCAGAGAAUCUGCUCAACAUGGUAACUGAGGAACGAAAAGUCCAGAAAGGCGGAAUCAAAAGAAUUUUUACCUCAACAGUCCUGAUGAAACAUUUAGUCAUUAUAUCUUUUGCCUGGUUUUCAUUAAAUCUAGGCUACUUCUGCCUCAUCUUGAAUGUGGGUAAGUUUGGUCUGAGCAUCUUCCUGGUUCAGUUCCUGUUUGGGAUCUCUGAGAUUCCAGCUCAUCUCCUCUGCAUCUGGGCUCUGGAGCUGGUGGGGAGAAAAAAAUCCCUCAUAUCAACCCUCCUGGCAGGAGGAUUGUUUUGCCUCUUGACUCUGGUUUUCCCUCAAGACAGCGCCGUUGUUAUCACGGCGCUUGUAACCACAGGAAAGUUCUUUUUGAACUGGGCUGGUUCAGUAUGUAUGGUCUAUAUCCAGGAGCUGUUUCCCACUUCUCUCAGGCAAACGGCCGUUGGCUUGGGGUCCAUAGCGUUCAGAGUAGCAGGGUUGCUGUCUCCGUUGGUCAACACGUUGGCCAUAUACCACCAGUCCAUACCCAUCAUAGUCUUCAGCAGCCUUGCGGUGGUCAGUGGAGCUCUUGUCCUCCUCCUUCCAGAGACCAGCAGAAAAGAGCUUCCUGAUUCAAUCGAUGAGGUCAAGGGCAGCAGGAAAAUUACCACCAAGAGGAGUGACUCCAACAUGACCGACAACAAGGGCAGGAAAUGCACCAAACUCUAGUUGGCAGACUGAAACCUUUUGUUUUAGUUCUGAUUAUUUUUUUUUUAGUGUUUUUUUAAGCUCUAGAAACACGAAACCCAAACCAUGAGGUGCUGUACCCAGGUGGUGUGGCUGAGGGUCCAAAUUCUUUCUUCAUGUCAAUAUCUCCAUUCAUCUGUGCCUUUGCUCCACUGGUCUUCUGCUCUAAAAAUAUACUGUAAAAUGUAAAAAUUCAUCCAUUUUCCUUAAAACCUCGUCAGCAAGCACCGAACCAAUCAUUACAAAACUUAACCAAGAUCAUAUACACAAGAAUUUUCAAUACGUUCUGAUUUUACAAGCCAAUCAAUAUUCAUCAAAAUGUCUAAGUGUAGUAGAUGUCUCACCAAUGCAUUGUCUGAUUUUUAUGAAACAUCCAAUAUGUUUCAUACAAUAUAAUAUAAUAUAAUUGAAGUUUGCUUGUUUUCCAUAGACAAUGACAAAAGUUCACAUUUGGCACAGUGACUCAUAGUAACCUUUUUCUAACUUUCCUCAAAGUAUUGCUUUCGUAACUCAAUUCAGCAGCUUUAAAUUCCCACCAUGAAUGUCCAAUCAACAUGAAAACUGGUAUGCAGGUUUAUGAUGUCAUGAAGAGGGAAUGUACAAAACAUUGGACCAAACGGUCUCAAUGUGGUGCUGCAACAAAGAUGUUUACGUUUAAGCUUGUGUCUCCACUUUUAUAAUUCAUCAACUCAUCCGUGACGGUUUGUCAGAUUCUUCUGAAACUGAGUGUGAAUUAUCUGUAGUAGAUCCGUGAUCCGUGGAUCUGGGGGGUUAGCCUCCUGAUAUAGACUCGGCCUCCUGAGCGACUGGUGAAAGGUAAUCCAAACUGCUGCGACAGUCACAUUCCCGCAGCCAGCUUUUGCUAUUGAUAUAUUAAAAAAUCGGCAGUUACUCAAGUCAGUGCUACAAAUCUAAAUCACCGCUUUCCAAUGCCAAAUCUCCAAUCUCUAAUUUGCAUGAAAUUGCACGAAACAAAUACAUUUAAACUAAGUACCAAUGCUGUAAAAUGAAAUUAUCUUAUUAUUUAGCCUGUGUGUCAAAACUAAAUGGGCCUUAGAAAAUGUAAUGUACCGUAAAUGUAAUGAAAACCACAUUUCAUUAGCUACUGAAUAAAAAACAAGCAUCCAAAUGCUCCCAGUUUGCUUGGACCACAGUCA